Molecule: messenger RNA, 1662 nt
Organism: Eucalyptus grandis
Lineage: Eukaryota; Viridiplantae; Streptophyta; Magnoliopsida; Myrtales; Myrtaceae
Product: MDIS1-interacting receptor like kinase 2-like
Exons: 5
Coding region: 1-1662 (553 amino acids)
Biological process (GO): protein phosphorylation
Molecular function (GO): ATP binding; protein kinase activity; protein binding
Source: RefSeq, a predicted model, not a curated record
AUGAUUUCCUCCUUGCUGCUGUCCAACCGACCUCCUUUCGGUGUCUUCUUCUUCUCAGUCUUCUUGGUUGGCACCACUUCAUUUCAUGGUGCCGGCGUUUCUGCUUCCUCCACUUCUUUUCUUGCUAUCAACACCACUGAGAAUAAGGAUGAAGCGAUGGCUCUCCUGAAUUGGAAAUGUACUCUUGACAACCAUAGCCAAUCUCUCCUCUAUUCAUGGCACGGUCACAAUCCUUGCCGCUUUACCGGUGUCACUUGCAAUGACUUCAGAGCCAUCACCCAUCUAUAUCUUUCCAAUCUGGGUUUGAGAGGAGCUUUAGAAGGCCUUGACUUCUCACGCUUCACCAAUAUGGUUAGCUUGGAACUUGCCAACAACUCGUUCUAUGGCACCAUCCCCUCGAGUAUUGGUAACCUUUCGAAACUCAACUAUCUUGAUCUUUGUGGCAAUGAACUGUUUGGGGACAUUCCUUCAGGUGUAAGCAUGCUAGAGAGUAUUCACUAUUUGUAUCUCUGUGCAAAUAACCUGAGAGGACACAUUCCUCCAGUUUUCUAUGAUCGAAUCAUCAAGGUCACACAAGGAUUUGACUCCAAGUACUAUGUGGGUAAAGGAGCAUAUGGAAUUGUUUAUAAAGCCGAGAUAUCAAAAGGCCAAACGAUUGCUGUCAAGCAAGUCUCAUCAUCCCAAGAAGAUAGUGAGAUCAUAGAUUUGAUACCAUUCGAAAGGGAAAUUCAAGCCUUAACUAAUAUACGCCAUCGCAACAUUGUGAAAUUUUAUGGGUUCUGCUCUCAUGCCCAAUGUAGAUUUUUGGUGUACGAGUACAUGGAAAGGGGAAGCUUGAAAACAACUUUGAACGAUGAUGAAAGAGCAUUGGAAUUUCAAUGGGACAAGAGGAUAAACUUGGUCCGAGGAGUUGCGGAUGCAUUGGCGUAUAUGCAUCACGGAUGUUCACCUCCACUCAUUCAUCGAGACUUGACCAGUAACAACAUUCUAUUAGAUCGUGAUCAUGAGGCUCGUGUUUCCGAUUUCGGCACUGCAAGACUAUUAAGGCCAGAUUCAUCAAACUGGACUGCUCUUGCUGGCACCAUCGGGUAUAUUGCUCCAGAGCUGGCUUAUUCUAUAGCUCCAACUGAAAAAAGCGACGUGUAUAGUUUUGGAGUCAUCGCAUUAGAGACAAUCAUGGGAAAGCAUCCAGGAGACCAUAUCUCCUGGGAAUGUUCAUCGUCCACCCAAAUUGAAUCAUCCACGCUAUUGAAGGAUGUGCUAGAUCAACGUCUGUUGCCUUCUAGACUUCGUCUACGAGAUGCGCAAGACGUGAUCUUGAUUGCCAAGCUAUCUUUCGCGUGCUUGCAAGCUGAUCCGCGACUUCGACCGACAAUGGAACAAAUCUCACAUGAGCUUCGUGUUCAAGUACCCCCAGAAACGCCCCUGUCUGUAGUCAGCUUAGAGCAACUUCGCAACCUCAAUGUCAGGAAAGUCGGAGCAUUCACAAGAGAAGACGCCGCACCUCUCCCUCCGAUCCGCCCCCCCUUGCCGCCGUCGGCAUUGCCCAAUCCAAAUGCCGUAAGAGAAAUUAGCAACACGAUAAGCAAUGCUAUUACUCAGUGGACACAGGAAGCUCUGUAUGCUAUUCACGAGGUAUCGCCUUCUGCUAGUUUCAUUUGA